Naumovozyma castellii is the source of this 1104-nucleotide messenger RNA. It is a transcript of the gene CHA1, whose product is annotated as L-serine/L-threonine ammonia-lyase CHA1. Lineage: Eukaryota; Fungi; Ascomycota; Saccharomycetes; Saccharomycetales; Saccharomycetaceae. The coding region runs from base 1 to 1104 and encodes 367 amino acids. The record is from RefSeq and is a predicted model, not a curated record. The transcript has a single exon.
AUGUCUAUCGUCUACAAUAAGACUCCUUUGCUUCGCCAAUUCUUCCCUGCUGUUUCUACGAAACCAUCUACUUCCAUCCCACAAUUCUUCUUAAAAUACGAAUGCCUUCAACCAAGUGGAAGUUUCAAAAGUAGGGGUAUUGGUAAUUUAAUAAUGAAGAAUGCCAUCAGAAUUAAAAAAUCAGGUAAUAAAUCACCACAGGUAUUCUCCAGUUCAGGUGGGAAUGCUGGGUUUGCCGCUGCUACAGCAAGUCAACGAUUAUCCUUACCAUGUACAGUUGUAGUCCCCACUGCAACUAAACAAAGAAUGGUAGAGAAAAUUAGAGCUACGGGCGCUAACGUCAUUAUCAAUGGUGCUCACUGGAAAGAAGCUGAUACGUAUUUGAAAAGCUCAGUGAUGAAUUCCAUUGAUUUAAAUACUACUGAACCAAUAUACGUUCAUCCAUUUGAUAACCCAGAUAUUUGGGAAGGCCAUUCAACUAUGGUGGAUGAAAUUGUUGAUACUUUAAAUGAACAAAAUAUUGCUCUAAAUAAGAUUAAAGGUAUUGUUUGUAGCGUUGGUGGUGGUGGUCUCUAUAAUGGGAUCAUCCAAGGGUUAGAAAAACAUAAGUUAGCUGAUAAGAUUCCAAUCGUUGGUGUGGAAACAAAAGGUUGUCAUGUAUUUAAUACUUCUUUGAAAUUAGGUAAACAAAUUGAAUUCUCCAAAAUAACAAGUAUUGCAACUUCUUUAGGUACUGCCAGCAUUUCCAGUCAAACUUUUGAAUAUGCUAAGAAAUAUCAUACACGUUCUGUUGUCGUAGAAGAUACUGAUGUUAUUGAAACUUGUCUCAAAUAUACCCAAGAUUUCAAUAUGGUUGCAGAACCUGCUUGUGGUGCCUCACUCCAUUUAGCAUAUAAUACCAACAUCUUGGAAAACGCAUUGGGUCAUAAAUUAUCUUCUGAUGACAUUAUCCUAGUUAUUGCAUGUGGUGGUUCUUCCAAUACAGUACAGGAUCUAGAGGAAACUUUAGUACGCCUAAGGGAAAAGGCUAAACAUGAAAGGAUUACUCCGCCAACUUUCAUCAAUGAUCCAAUUCAACCUGUACCAAUUUUGGGCAGAGCUUAA